This is a messenger RNA of Balearica regulorum gibbericeps (East African grey crowned-crane), 1260 nucleotides long. NCBI's taxonomy places the organism in Eukaryota, Metazoa, Chordata, Aves, Gruiformes, Gruidae. The record is from RefSeq and is a predicted model, not a curated record.
GAGACAAGUAUCUCAACACCUGCCAGGAAACUGGGAGACUGCAGGCUGAAGUAGCUGUUAAAUAAGUGUGAAGCAUGAGGAUCAACUCUGCUAUUCAGGCUGCUAUUGACCUCACAGCAGGAGCUGCAGGUGGGACAGCAUGCGUGGUGACUGGCCAGCCCUUUGACACCGCGAAGGUGAAGAUGCAGACAUUCCCUGACCUGUACAAAGGAAUUGUUGACUGUUUUGUGAAAACCUAUAAGCAAGUGGGGUUUCGAGGCUUCUACAAGGGAACCACACCAGCGCUUGUAGCCAACAUUGCGGAGAACUCCGUUCUGUUCAUGUGCUAUGGAUUUUGCCAACAAAUUGUGAGAAGAAUUGUUGGAGUAGACAGGAAAACAAAGCUCAGUGAUCUGCAGAAUGCUGCUGCAGGCUCCUUCGCCUCUGCCUUUGCCACCCUUGUCCUCUGCCCAACGGAGCUGGUGAAGUGCCGGCUGCAGGCCAUGCACGAAAUGCAGUUGUCAGGAAAGAUAAUCCAGGGACACAAUACAGUUUGGUCAGUAGUGAAGGGUGUUAUUCAAAAGGAUGGUCCCCUUGGAUUUUACCGUGGCCUGUCAAGCACUUUGCUGCGGGAAGUCCCAGGCUAUUUCUUCUUCUUUGGAGGGUAUGAACUGAGCCGGACAUUCUUUGCCUCUGGGAGAUCAAAAGAUGAAUUAGGUCCCAUUCCUUUGCUACUAAGUGGAGGUUUUGGAGGCAGCUGUCUGUGGAUUGCUGUGUAUCCUGUGGACUGUGUCAAAUCUAGAAUUCAGGUUCUUUCAAUGGCUGGAAAACAGACGGGCUUUAUGGGAACAUUUGUAACUGUUGUGAGAACGGAAGGUGUACUUGCCUUGUAUUCUGGACUAAAGCCAACUAUGAUCCGUGCAUUCCUGGCCAACGGGGCACUAUUCCUUGCUUAUGAGUACAGCCGGAAACUUAUGAUGCAACAAAUAGAUUCUUACUGAUCCCUUCUAGCAGAUGGAGAACAAAAGGUUGUGUGAGGAUCACUUUAAUAAUCAAUCAAAAAUGUGUAGAUCACAUCGUGGUCUGAGCAGGGCCAAAUCAGUGACCUGAUUUUAGGAACUCCAGUUUAGGAUUUGUAAUUUUUUAAAUACAGGUGAUUUUAGAGAGAUGUGUACAUGCUGCUUGAAUUGGACCAGCAGAACUAUCUCCAUCUUGCAGAUUCUGUGCUAGGUACAUUGCAUGUCAUAAAUUGUAUUUUCCUGACCUGUAAUGGUGCUAAAA